AUGGCGAGGGUGCGGUCGCGGGGAUCCCCUCGGGGCCGGGGCGACCGGCGACGCAGAUGUGGGGAAGCAACCUCGGGGCGGCGGCAACUGGCGGCGCGGCCGACGGAGAUCCCCUCGUGGCGGCGGCUGCCGGUGGCGCUGGCUUGGGGGAUCCACCUCAGGGCGGCCGCGGCUAGCAGUGCAGGCGUGGGGAAGCUUCCUCAUGACGACAGUGGCGGCGCGGGCGUCGGAGAUCCACCUCGAGGUGGCGUCUUCCGACGGCAAGACCGUGGGGGAGCCCUCUUGGGGCGGGGGCGGCGUGGGCGUCGGGAUCCCAGGCGGCGGAGAGGGAGGGGAGGGGGGCACGGCGGAGAGGGAGGGGAGGGCGGGGCCGCGCCGGCGCCGGAGAGGGAGGAGGGGAAGGAGGAGACGCUCCACAACCUCGAGUGCUACCUGCACGGCGUCGCUGGCGAGCAGGGCAGCGCCGGAGGGUUGAGGCUGGAGGUGGACCGCGACGUGGCGCUGGUGAACAAGGGCGCCGACGAGCUCAGAGAUGAGUACCCGGUGCCGGCGAACUGGUGGGUGCCCGAGAACAAGUGGAUGGUCAGGGGUGCCGACGGCCACUGGAUGCUCAAGGACUUCGAGGAUAUCUAA
Molecule: messenger RNA, 633 nt
Organism: Miscanthus lutarioriparius
Lineage: Eukaryota; Viridiplantae; Streptophyta; Magnoliopsida; Poales; Poaceae
Source: the annotation of a GenBank genome assembly